UUAAUUGCAGAAUUAAUAGCAGGAGGAGAUAAUCAUGGAUCAACACUUUUAGUGCCAUUAUUGACACAACUUCUCGAGAAAGAAGGACAUGAGAAUGACAUUAUUUCUGUAGUGAAUCUAGUGGCAACUAUUAUCGAUAUAUUUCCAAUUGCUUCCAACCAGUUAUGCUUGCAUGGUAUUGGGAGUGCUCUCCGGAAUCUUUUCUGCGAAUCAACUUAUACACAGUCCCCACAGAUAUCCACACCCGUUUUAGUUUUAAUUAUCAAAUUUUUAUGCUCAGUGCACCAUGGAACUCUUUCUGAUGUUGAAUGUUGGCUUGCAGUGACUAUGAAGUUGAUAAAUAUUAUCACCACAAGAGCUGCAGACGGGUGGAAUCAAGAAUGUCUCAUAGUAACUGGCAUUCUUUGUUUAAUUUUGCACCAUUCUUCCAAUGAAGUGCUCAUAGCACCUUCGAAAGCCAUUAUUUUCAGCACUUCUCUAGUCUCUACAAUCAACAGCACAAUUCAUGAAGCAUGUCUAAAAGGACCAGCAUUGGUUGACCACGAUGAGGAAACAAGCUCUGGAGAAGUUUUAAUAUUUGUGCUUCUACUAAACUUCUUCUCCUUAAGAAGUUUGCACACUGUUUUACCAGGGAUUGUGGACUGGAAAAAUUUCUUUGAUCCCCCAGAUAGGUUACAGCAGAUUUCCUUUAUCCGGAUAUUCUGCCAUGACCUAUGCAGACUAUUACAUUUUGGAUCACCUUUGGUCAAACUUGUUGCUUCAUACUGCCUAUUGGAGUUGUUUACCCGAAUAUCUGAUCAGAGGAAUAGAACAGGGGAGGAGUUGGUAUGCACCAUGGACUACCUAAUGUCUGUAAUGGCUGUCCUAGAAGGCUUAAUUUUCUACAGUGACCUCAGAGUGGCUAUGAAUUGUGGCCUCUGCCUAUCAAUGAUCUUGGGUUGGGAAUUGCCGGGAAUGCAAGGAACAAUUGUGAUUACAAGGAAUCAUUGGAGUAGGAUGAUUGUGGAAGAGCUGGCAAUGUCUUUAGCAGUCCCAUGCUUAGCAUCAAAAUCUUUCAUUAAUCUUCACAAGCCUGCAAUUCAUGUAGCAGUCACAUUGUUAAAGCUGCCGAAGGUUCCUGAAUGGAUGAGAUCGGUGUUUGAUGAUUCUUGCAUAUCUGGCAUCAUUCAAAACCUUGCAGCAAAUAAUUUGAGCACAGAGAUUGUACUUUUAUUUCGAGCUCUAUUGAACUCUGAGUACUUAAAGGCGGAACAAAUUUGUAGUGUAAAUCAGCUGCUCCAGGCCUGCAGAAAACAGAAGUACACUGACAACAGUCAAGAUGAAAGUGCAAAAGAGCAUAAAAAAAAGGCAGUCGCCAUCCUGGACGACAUGGGAGAAGUUUGUGAGUAUCUCAUUCACUUGAUGUCAUCCAAGUCUUGUCUAGACAGGGAUUCUGGAGGAUUAAAUUUUGGGGAUAAGAGAUUGUUAGAAGAAAUAGAGCUUUUCUUUAAAACUUCAACAGUAACAUAG
Messenger RNA from Prunus avium (sweet cherry), 1509 nucleotides. NCBI's taxonomy places the organism in Eukaryota, Viridiplantae, Streptophyta, Magnoliopsida, Rosales, Rosaceae. The record is from RefSeq and is a predicted model, not a curated record.